Lepidothrix coronata (blue-crowned manakin) is the source of this 2703-nucleotide messenger RNA. Its product is annotated as zinc finger protein 777-like. The record is from RefSeq and is a predicted model, not a curated record. NCBI's taxonomy places the organism in Eukaryota, Metazoa, Chordata, Aves, Passeriformes, Pipridae. The transcript has 5 exons. Bases 148 to 2139 code for a protein of 663 amino acids.
UCUCUCCAGCUCUCAAAUGAUCCUCUCCAUUCCCUGUCCCCUCCGGCAGCGGUUGGAGCUUGGCAGGGAUGCGCAGGAAGGGUUAACUGUGCCCUGUCCAAGCCUCAUCUGCUAGUCUGGCUGGAAAGAGGAGAAGAGCCGAGCACGAUGAUGGAAUCAGAGCCAGAGGCAGCGGAUGUGUCCCCAGAGCCGGCUGUAGAGCUGGGCCGCCCGAGCUGCUCCAGAGGUGAUGGGAUGCUGGGGGCAAAGACAACAGAGCCUGGUGAGGGGAGCUGCAGGGAGCCAGAGGAGAGCGGGAACCUGGUGGAGGAAAGCGGGAACUUGGUAGAGGAAAGUGGAAACCUGGCAAAGGAAGGUGGGAAGCCAUCAGAGGAAAGUGGGAAGCCAUCAGAGGAAAGCGGGAAGCCAUCAGAGGAAAGCGGGAAGCCGGCAGAGGAAAGUGGGAGCCCAGCAGUCCCGGAGAACUGCAGCACACCCCCCAUCCCUCUGGAAGCUGCUGUCCCAGGGGAUCUCAGCCAGCCAUCCCCGGCCCCUUCCCAUCUGCUCUCUGCCUGCUGUUGGGAAGCAGCGGAUCAGAACCAGUCUCCAUCACCUCCCACUGCAGCAGCAGACACCGAGGUGGGGAUCCCAAUGGAGGUGCCACAGGAGGAGGUCACUGCGGAGAAGCCGAUAGUGCCUGGAACAUCCUCAGAGGGUCCGGAAGAGGAGAAGGGUCUGGAACAGGAAGAUGUGAAAGAUUCAGGGAAUGUUGGCCAAGGUCCAGCGGCUGACGUUCCCAAAGGACCAGGAAAGGUAGAUUCUGGCCCAGAAAAGCCGGAGAAGGGCUCCUGUGUGGGCCGGCCGGCGGGCUGCCAGCGAAAUGCCACCCGGGAAUUCUACUCCUGCCCCAUCUGCAGCAAACGCUUCCUGCUGAAGAUCAACUUCCUGAUCCACCAGUGCAGCCACAGCAGCUCGGUGCCCUACGUCUGUGUGCACUGCGACUGCAAGUUCAUGUCCAAGAAGAAAAUCAGGCGGCACCUCCGGGCCUGGGCGGCCAGCGGGACGUGCCAGCCCUCGGAGCCGGAGCCACGUCCCAGCCGGACACCGUGUCCGACCUCCCAGCCCCAAACACAGGUGGCCAAUGGGACAUGCCAGCCCCCGGAUGCUCAGGUGUGUCCCAGGCAGGUGCCGUGCCCGACGUCCCAGCCCCAGGCCUUGGUGCCCUACGGGACCAGCCAGCCCUCGGAGCCAGGGGUGUGUCCCAGCCAGGUGCUGUGCCCGACAUCCCAGCCCCAAAUAUGUGUGGCCAGUGGGACCUGCCAGGGCUCAAAGCCAGAGGAGUGUCCCAGCUGGACACCGUGCCCAACGUCCCAGCCCCAAACCUGGGCAGCCAACAGGACCUGCCACCCCUCAACGCCAGAGGCGCAUCCCAACCAGGUGCUGUGCCCAACAUCCCAGCCCCAAACCUGGGCAGCCAACGGGCUGUGCCAGCCCUCGGAGCCAGAGGUGUGUCCCAAUCAGACACCGUGCCCACCAUCCCAGCCCCAAGCCUGGGUGGCCAACGGGACCUUCCAGGCCUCAAAGCCGGAGGCGUGUCCCAGUCACACACCCUGGCCAACAUCCAAGCCCCAAACCUGGGCAGCCAGUGGGAUCUGCCAACCCCCGAAUCAGCCAGAGGUGUGUCCCAGUCAGACACCGUGCCCGGCCUCCCAGCCUCAAGCCCUGAGCAGGGACCGUGGCACGGUGUGGGAGAAGCCCAGCCCUGCCAAGUGCCCGCUGUCCCCUGGGAAAAUGCUGUACACGUGCAGCGAGUGCCUGGAGAACUUCUCCAGCCAGAGCUUUCUGACGGUGCACCAGCGCCAGCACUCCGGCCGCCACCUCAUCCUGUGCCCCUGCUGCAACUGGAGCUUCACCUGCAUCUCCGACUUCGUCCGGCAGCACUGGGCACACGGCGGUGUCCGGCCCCACCAGUGCGGGAUCUGCCAGAAGACCUUCAAGAGGCUCUACCACCUCAAGGUGCACCGCAGGACCCACAUGCGGCAGAACCGGCCGCUCCCCCGCGCCGACCCGGUGCCCAUCCCGGCGGGAACCGUGCCAGGAGACGGGGUGGGAAGCCAGGGUGUGACCUCCAAGGGGUGCUGUGCUGCUGCUGGACCUUGAGGGGUCCUCCCGGGAGUGGGGGGCUGCUCUUGGACCUCAGGGUGUACUCUCAGGGAUGGGAAGCUGCUGUGGGACCUUGAGGUGUCCUCUCAGGGAUGGGAAGCUGCUGUGGGACCUUGAGGUGUCCUCUCAGGGAUGUAAUGUUGCUGAUGGACUUUGAAGUGUCCUUUCAAGAAUGCUGCUGAUAGACCUCGAGGUGACCUUCCAGGAAUGAGAUGCUGCUGAUGGACCUUGAAAUGACCUCCCAGAGAUGGGAAGCUGCUUAUGGACUUUGAGGUGUCCUCCUGGGCACAGGAAGCUGCUGCUAGACUUUGAAGUGUCCUCCCAGGGAUGGGAAGCUGCUGUUGGAACUUGACGUGUCCUGCGGGGAAUGGGAUGCCACUGCUGAACCUCAAAGUGACCUCCUGGGACUGGGAGGUCACUGCUGGACCUUGAAGUGACCUUCUGGGGAUGGGAAGCUGCUGUGGGCCUUCUACUCUCCUCCCCUCUACCUCUGCAACCUCUCCGACUCUCCUGCCCCCAGGGUGGAGGGAGCCCACCCUACCCACACUUGGGGGGCUCCUU